Perognathus longimembris pacificus (Pacific pocket mouse) is the source of this 2699-nucleotide messenger RNA. It is a transcript of the gene Sptlc1, whose product is annotated as serine palmitoyltransferase long chain base subunit 1. Gene Ontology annotation, biological process: sphingosine biosynthetic process; ceramide biosynthetic process. Gene Ontology annotation, cellular component: endoplasmic reticulum. Gene Ontology annotation, molecular function: serine C-palmitoyltransferase activity; pyridoxal phosphate binding. Bases 50 to 1474 code for a protein of 474 amino acids. The transcript has 15 exons. The record is from RefSeq and is a predicted model, not a curated record. Lineage: Eukaryota; Metazoa; Chordata; Mammalia; Rodentia; Heteromyidae.
UUUAACACACCUGCCACCCGCCUUCCGGAAGGAAACCCAGCAUCUGGCCAUGGCUACCGCCGCCGCGGAGCAGUGGGUCCUGGUGGAGAUGGUGCAGGCGCUGUAUGAGGCUCCUGCUUAUCAUCUUAUUCUGGAAGGUAUUCUGAUACUCUGGAUAAUCAGGCUUCUUUUCUCUAAGACAUAUAAAUUACAAGAACGAUCUGAUCUUACAACUAAGGAAAAGGAAGAAUUGAUUGAAGAGUGGCAACCUGAACCUCUUGUUCCUCCUGUCUCAAAAGACCAUCCUGCUCUUAACUACAACAUUGUUUCAGGCCCCCCAGGCCACAACAUUGUGGUGAAUGGAAAAGAAUGUAUAAACUUUGCCUCCUUUAAUUUUCUUGGGUUGCUGGAUAAUCCUCGUGUUAAGGCAGCAGCUUUAGCCUCUCUAAAGAAGUAUGGUGUGGGCACCUGCGGACCUAGAGGAUUUUAUGGCACAUUUGAUGUUCAUUUGGAUUUGGAGGAGCGUCUAGCCAAGUUUAUGAAGACCGAAGAGGCCAUUAUUUAUUCAUAUGGAUUUUCCACUAUAGCCAGUGCAAUUCCUGCUUACUCUAAGAGAGGGGACAUCAUAUUUGCGGAUAAAGCUUCCUGCUUUGCUAUCCAGAAGGGAUUACAGGCAUCACGAAGUGACAUUAAGUUAUUUAAACACAAUGAUGUGGCUGACCUGGAGCGACUAUUAAAAGAACAAGAGAUCGAAGAUCAAAAGAAUCCUCGCAAGGCUCGUGUAACUCGACGUUUCAUUGUGGUAGAAGGAUUGUAUAUGAAUACUGGAACUAUUUGUCCUCUUCCAGAAUUGGUUAAAUUAAAAUACAAAUACAAAGCAAGAAUCUUUGUGGAAGAAAGCCUUUCAUUUGGAGUCCUGGGGGAGCAUGGCCGAGGAGUCACUGAACACUAUGGGAUCAAUAUUGAUGAUAUUGACCUUAUCAGUGCAAACAUGGAGAAUGCUCUUGCUUCUGUUGGAGGUUUCUGUUGUGGCAGAACUUUUGUAAUUGACCAUCAGCGACUCUCUGGCCAAGGAUACUGCUUUUCAGCUUCAUUACCUCCCUUGUUAGCGGCUGCUGCCAUUGAGGGUCUCAACAUCAUGGAAGAGAAUCCAGAUAUUUUUGCAAUAUUAAAGAAAAAGUGCCAACAAAUUCAUAAAGCUUUGCAAGGCAUUUCUGGAUUAAAGGUGGUGGGAGAGUCCCUUGCCCCAGCCUUCCACCUUCAGCUGGAAGAGAGCACUGGGUCUCGGGAGAAGGAUAUGCGUCAGCUUCAGGAGAUCAUAGACCAGUGCAUGAGCAGACACAUUGCAUUAACUCAAGCCCGCUACCUGGAAAAGGAAGAGAAGUGCCUCCCUCCUCCAAGCAUUAGGGUUGUGGUCACAGUGGAACAAACAGAGGAAGAACUGGAGAAAGCAGCAUCCAUCAUCAAGGAAGUGGCCCAGGCUGUCCUGCUAUAGGCUGAGUCCAGUGGCUUUUGCCUCAGCACACACAGAACUCAAGAGACCUCUUGCUGCCCAGGGUGGGCCUAAUGAGAGCUUGAACAUUUGUUAGGAUUGCCUCCUGACCGUGUGGAUGUGGACCAAAUGUAUGGCUGGGAAGGAUGAACACUUGUUACUUUUAAAAAAGAAAACACAUUUAAAAGCCCCAAAACUGACUUUUUAAAAGACUAAUGACAACAUAUAGUUAGUAUUUAAAUUAUGCUAGUUAGUACUAUCUAAGUGUUUUGUUGUACUACUAUUUUGUAUUCUUUUUUGUUUAAGAUUGGAACUUCAGUUUCUGUUCUCUCCCCUCUGUAGUCAUGAUUUCAUAAGCACUCCUUCCUAUUUCAUUGAAAAAUGAUUUUGCAACUUAAUGCUAAGAGGAACACCUCAAACAGGAUACAACAUUCACUGUUGAAGGUCUAGUUCAGCCACUUCUUUGCCAGUCUUUACUGUGUAAAAUUAAAUAGUGGCUAACCAGCAAAGAAACACUUUGCUUGAUUGUUAUAAAUUUCAUUAUAAUGUAUUUAAGUCACAGUUUUAUAUACAUUGAUAAUGAUAUUGUAUCAUUUUUAAUCAAAGCAUCUCUACCCAGAGGAUAUUCAUUACACUGAAUAUUCAGCGAGCACUAAUUUGAAUCACACUAUUUUAUUUUAAUAGAAUUGACCUUUGCAUUUAUUACGUAUUAACUUAAUCUGUUUUAGGAAAAGGGUUGUUGCACUGAUCCCAAAAUAUAAAUCUUGUUCUUGAUAUUUUAGGAUUAUCUCAAAUCUAUUGUUUGUUUUUGCCUGGAGACACAAAACUUAGCUUUUUACUAAGCUAAGAAUGAGAACUUAUUUCUUUUCAUCUUAUGAAUCCAGAUAUGAUGUGAAAGCUCUAAAAGCAGUUUGUGACUGUUUAUCUUUACAGGAUAAAAGUUGAUGUGUUCCACAGGCAGAACACCAAUAUAAUACCAUCACUCUCUCUUACUAAAAAAUGUAGAAGAGUAAUACCAUUUUAUAACCUAUGUUCAUAUUAACAAAUGGUCUUCAACAUCUUUUUAAAUGACACAUAAUUUUUUACUGUUCAGUUUCUACUUUGCUUGAGGUCUUUCGUACAUAUGUGCCUUGUGAUUGCUGCUGCUUUGAAGCAUACAGACUGUCCAGGGGGUGAGUCUGUUUGAUUGGCUUUAUUUUUUGACGAAAUAAACCUACAUUCCUGAUGA